AUGGAGGACUCGCCAGAGAAGUGCUAUGAUCCAUUUGAUCGCACUUUGGUGUUUGUUGACAAGAAAGAUGAUUUGGAUCCAUUCCCCUCAGAAGAUGGACCCCUGAGAGCACAGAUGUCCUGUGGCCAUGCUGUGACCCCUGAAUCUCUCACAGACUGGUGUCGCCAUCAACUCGAUCAGGGUAAUUUUAGAUUCAAAUGCCCUGCCUUAGUGGAGGGCACAAAACAAUGCAAGAAGCCCUGGUCUUAUCAAGAGGUGCGCAGACUGGCUGAUUUAACUGUGGAGGAAAUGCAGUACUUUGAGGAGAACAUUGCUCGCAUGGCGGCCGCUGAGUUCUCUGAGAUUCAGCCUUGCCCUCAAUGUAAAAGCAACGUGGAGAGGAAGGACCUGACGAACCUGUGUGUGGAGUGUCCUGUAUGCACCGCUGAUCAGAAGAAGUGCUAUCAGUUCUGUUGGCAGUGUCAGAAGCCGUGGAAAGGCCAGGCCGAACGCUCCGAUCUCUGUGAAAACGAUGGCUGCAUCAAUAAGAACCUGGAGCUUCUGCAGAUCUGUAAAACCAUCAACCUGCCUCAAGUGCGAGGGGCCACAAACUGCCCCUCUGUCCGGGCCUGUCCUACCUGUGAUACAGUGCACAAUGACGUGCGGUGUGCCAUAGUCGAGCCAAGCACAACUCCGAAGGCUUUUGCUGCCCGCAAGAUAUCCUUGGCCAGCAAGAUGUCCCCAGUGAGUACAGAACAAGGAGUGAGUGAUGCUGACGCAGCUAAUGCCGGGAGGAAGAGGAGAUGGGGAUCCAGUACAGCCACCACCGCGAAGAAGCCCUCCAUCAGCAUCACCACAGACUCACUCAAGUCUUUAAUCCCUGACAUCAAAGUCAAUCAAGAGGCUGUGGUGGAUCUUCCUGCUGAGGAGUUGCAGUAUUCUGGAGAUGAAGACACUGUGGACAGCACCCACGAUGACCCGGACAACGGGCUAAAGAUUCAGCGCACUGUCACACAGGUAGUUUCAAGUGAUGGUCAGAAGAAUGGAGGAAAUGAGGAGAAUGAAGGUGAAAAAAUAGAUGUAGAAAAGCCCCUCAGAGUGUCCAAAGACAGAAGAAAAAGUAGCGUGUCUGAAGAGACCACAGAGUCCGCAACAUCCCCAGUAGUUGCAGAGGCCAAGAAAGUUUCUCCCAGCGACACCCUGGUACGCAGAUCCAUCAGUCAGCAGAAGUCCGGAGUGUCUGUCACGAUUGACGACCCUAUCCGCUCAAAUAGACAGCCAUCGCCGCCACGUGGAAAAGUCUCCACUAUCAUCCACGUGACCAAUUUAGUUCGGCCAUUUACAGUCGGUCAACUUAAAGAGCUGUUAAGUCAAACUGGAAAUAUGGUGGAGGAAGGCUUCUGGAUCGAUAAGAUCAAAUCCCACUGUUAUGUCACAUAUUCUACAGAAGAAGAAGCAGUUUCUACCAGAAAUGCUCUUCAUGGAGUAAAAUGGCCUCAGAGCAAUCCCAAAGUCCUCAGUGUGGAUUUCAGUGAACAGGAUGAGUUGGACUUUCACAAAGGCAUUCUAAAACCUAAAAAGGAGCCAGAGCUUAGCACCUCAGUGACCGUUGCACCCCCGCCUCACCGACUACCCCCACUCAUGCCGGAGCGAGAUCGGGAGAGAGACCGAGACAGAGUGCGCGACAGAGACCCUGACAGAGGCCUGGGCGUGGUCCGGGACCUGUGGGCAGAGCGGCAGCGGGAGAUGGAGAGGCGAGAGCGAGCCAGAGGAGAGAGGGAAUGGGACCGCGACAAGAUCCGGGAGUUUGCUCGACCAGGAGAAGACGCACGGAGAUCGAGAUCCAGAGAACGAGAACGCAGGAGGCGAGAGCGUGCAAAGAGCAAGGAGAGGAAGACUGACAAGAAGGAAAAGGGAGACGAGCCUCCAGCUAAACUUCUUGAUGACUUGUUCUUGAAAACCAAAGCUGCUCCAUGUAUAUACUGGCUCCCACUCACCGAAGAGCAGGCAGCGCAACGGGUUCUGGCCCGCACCGAGCGCAAAAAAGAACGUGAGCGCAUUCGUAAAGAGAUGGAGGAGGAGGACAAGAAGCGCGAGGAGGACAAGAAACGAGAGCGGCUGAAGGUUCGAGAGAAGGAGGGUGGUCCGGCUGUGGGCGCAGCAGCUCGCCGUGUGUCUGAAGGAGAACGAGGCCGAGAGGGAGACCACAGGCGAGACAGCGGCCGUGGGCCUCGCCGACUCUCAGCCGGAAACCCACAACGCUCACACAGCAGGAGCAACCCCAGGGAGCGGCGGCGCUGA
Molecule: messenger RNA, 2280 nt
Organism: Knipowitschia caucasica
Lineage: Eukaryota; Metazoa; Chordata; Actinopteri; Gobiiformes; Gobiidae
Source: the annotation of a GenBank genome assembly